Molecule: messenger RNA, 1678 nt
Organism: Malania oleifera
Lineage: Eukaryota; Viridiplantae; Streptophyta; Magnoliopsida; Santalales; Ximeniaceae
Product: naringenin,2-oxoglutarate 3-dioxygenase
Exons: 3
Coding region: 417-1508 (363 amino acids)
Source: RefSeq, a predicted model, not a curated record
GCCAACUGCCACUUGUUAUAUAAAAAGCACUUUAAAUAAUUGAAAUCCAAAUCCUCCUUUGGGACCGUGAUACUUAGCCUAAUCAAUGCUCAAAACCAUGAGAGAUGCACAAAUCCUCAAAUUCAAGGGAAUCAAUUUGAGCCGCUGAUCGUGCGCCGCGGCUAUAGGUGGGAUCGCGAGUCAGACGGUCGAGAUCACUCACUCACUCGGGCACCAGAACGAACUACGCAUACUAUAAUUACCCAUUGAAGGAGCGAUAGAAUCGGGAAAAAAGUGGUAGAUGUCACGAACGGUAGGUAGAUCGGUCUGCUCCCAGCGCUAUAUAAAUGCCGCCCCGCAAUUUCUCUGCAACAAUCGCAGAUUUCGCACUUCCAUCUGAAAAUUUGAGGCACAGAGAGAGAUAGAGAAAGAAAGAGAUGGCGCCGGCAACGCUAACGUCACUGGCGGGGGAGAAGACGCUGCAGGCGAAGUUCGUCAGGGACGAGGAUGAGCGUCCGAAGAUUGCGUAUAACCAGUUCAGCAACGAGAUUCCGGUGAUAUCUCUGGCCGGAAUCGACGAUACCGGCGGCCAGCGAUCGGAAAUAUGCCGGAAGAUCGUGGAGGCGUGCGAAGACUGGGGGAUAUUCCAGGUGGUGGACCAUGGCGUCGACGCCGGUCUUGUGGCGGAGAUGACUCGCCUCGCUCGCGAGUUCUUCGCUUUGCCUUCGGAAGAGAAGCUUCGGUUCGACAUGUCCGGUGGCAAGAAGGGCGGCUUCAUCGUGUCCAGUCAUCUCCAGGGCGAAGCAGUCCAAGACUGGCGGGAAAUAGUGACGUACUUCUCGUACCCGAUCCGGACCCGGGACUACUCGAGAUGGCCCGACAAGCCCGAGGGGUGGAGGGCUGUGACGGAGGCCUACAGCGAGAAGCUGAUGGGGCUCGCUUGCAAGCUGCUGGAGGUGCUUUCUGAGGCCAUGGGGCUGGAGAAGGAAGCCCUGACCAACGCCUGCGUUGACAUGGACCAAAAGGUGGUGGUCAAUUUCUACCCCAAAUGCCCACAACCCGACCUCACUCUCGGACUCAAGCGACACACGGAUCCGGGUACCAUAACCCUGCUCCUCCAGGACCAGGUGGGAGGCCUCCAGGCCACCAGGGACGAUGGUAAGACCUGGAUCACCGUUCAACCCGUGGAAGGCGCAUUUGUUGUCAAUCUAGGCGAUCACGGUCACUUUUUGAGCAACGGGAGGUUCAAGAAUGCGGAUCACCAGGCGGUGGUGAACUCGGAUUGCAGCAGGCUAUCGAUAGCGACGUUCCAGAAUCCGGCGCCGGAGGCGAGGGUGUACCCGCUGGCCAUAAGGGAGGGGGAGAAGGCGGUGAUGGAGGAGCCCAUCACAUUUGCAGAGAUGUACAAGAGGAAAAUGGGGCGGGACCUGGAGCUCGCCCGCCUCAAGAAGCUUGCGAAGGAGAAGAAGACGGAGGAUCUGCUGAAGGACGUUGACAAGCCCAAAGCCCUCGACGACAUUCUUGCUUAAUUUCAUUUACCUUGGAGCUUGCUUUGUUUUUAACGUUUUGGAUUUUGAUUGUGUGCAAGGGGGCGAAUAUGUAGUUAUGCAUUUUAGCAAAUACUUUUUUAUGUAUAUGUUUUGUUUAUUGUAAAAGAUGCAGAAAAAUAAAUAAAGAUAAAAUAGAAAUUUUUCGUGUU